UGCAUGAUGAUUCAAACCAAGGCAGCCAAGGAAGAUCAUCCCCCCGACCCCACCCCGUCCUGGGAAGAAAGAACGGGGGAAGUCAAAUUCGGAGCAGGGGGCCAGCAAAACCCCGCGAGCGAGAAUGACGGCGCGCACAGGUGAAGCAGGAGAGCCGGCCGAAGGCUCUGCGCCUUCCCACGCUCAGUUGCGCCCACCCGUGUCUGCAGCAACAGCGGCUCUUGGGACAGCGCGGCGGAGAGCCGGCGGGAGAAUACCCGAGCAUCCAAAAGAACGGAAGCAAGAAGCACGACAGUUCCUCCUCCAAGAACUCUAGGUACUGAUCUGGGACAGAGGUAUAGGAUGGACAUCCCAGCUUCCGGGACAAAUAUAAGCUUCUAUCAGAAAGUCAGGCUACAUUCGCUUUUUGGAAACAUUCCUUGCUGCUGUUUCUGAAGCUGUGCCUGAAUGACUUGUAAGAGUUAAAUAGAGAUGAAGUCUUCUUUGGGGUCCAAACACAUCUUCUCCUCCCCAUGCUCCUUUUGAGUGGCCAGGCUGAAGCUACCUUGACUGCCAAUUCCCUUGCCAUGGGUGUUUUGCUAAACAGAAACGGUGACUUUCCUCUUGGGGUCAACAUUUCAUCUGGAACUCCUACACCACUUGUAGCCAACCACUCUCUGAAGCAAAGUGAACUGGUGCAGUCAUAUUCAGAGGGCAGCCAGGGGGACGACAGCUCUCCGGGUCCAGCAGUUUUCUUAGUGCUUCCCAUCAUCUAUGCCUUCAUCUGUGCCUCGGGUGUCCUGGCCAAUGGGCUGGUGAUCUCAGUGGUCCUGGGCUGCAAACGGAAGGUUGUAUCGGACAUCUACAUUCUGAACUUGGCCUUGGCUGAUUUGCUCUUCCUGCUUGGCAUGCCUCUCAUCAUCCACCAGCUUCUCCAGGAGCAAGGCUGGGUAUUUGGGGACUUCCUGUGUUGGGCUGCAACUACUAUUGAUCUCAAUAACCAGUUCAGCAGUGUGGCUAUCAUCACUCUGCUCUGCAUAGACAGAUACGUAGCCGUGGUGUACUCAUCUACCAUUGCCCAGAGGCGGAACUUGCGUUGCACAGCGAUGAUCAAUGUUGGCAUAUGGGUUGGAAGCUUGAUCCUGGCUACUCCCGCUAUGCUGUACACCCGGAUAUUUUGGGACAACAAGACGGAGAUCUGCCUUAUAGACUUGCCAGGCCCCCAUAGCGUAUACUGGUACACCCUCUAUCAAUCCUUCAUAGCAUUCCUCCUGCCUUUGCUGGUCAUUACGGUCUUGUAUUCUUUGACUCUGCAACAUCUAUUCCGUGCCAUGCGCCGUGUGCAUCGGAAGGCAUCCGCCCGCAGCCAGAAGGUGACUCGCAUGGCGCUCACAAUCAUCGUGGCCUUCUUCAUUUGCUGGACACCCUAUCAUGUGCUGCAGCUGGUUAAUCUGACAGCCGCUCCUUCAGCAACCUUCUUCUACUUGUACCAAGCUACUAUUUGUCUCAGCUAUGCCCACAGUUGCAUCAGUCCCAUUCUUGUGAUUUUCUGCACUGAGUUUUUCCAGGAGAAGAUGGCCCAGUCCAGGUACUGCAAGUGUCUCACCAGGUGGACAACAAUACGGGAACAUCUUUCUUUUUCUACUGCAGAAAUCUCAGCUACCAUGUAUAGUCCACAAGUGAGCCAAUCUGUAUCUCCAUGCAGCCAUCAUCACUUUGGAAUAGAAGUACCUUUACGUUCCAUGAAUGAGACUUCAAGCUACAGUAUGGCUGUCAGUGGGCAUGGGGAGUGUAAGAGAUCUUAAGAUUGCCCUGUAUGAGAAUUGCUUAUUUGGAUGUAAACAGGGUAUUUUUCCUGAAAAUAAAUGGUGCUUUUCAUAUGGUCUUCAUAUAUGAACACACAAGAAAGUCGCUGUUGUGAUGAGGAAUCAUAUGAAGAGAAGGCAAAAUGGACUAUUGGAUCCUUGAAUUCAAAAGGUACAGGGGCACUUUGAGAUAAUGAACUCCAAUAAUUGUAUUCUAUCAAUAUGUUGACUGCCCACUCAUGGAACCUAUAAUACUCUC
Thamnophis sirtalis is the source of this 2043-nucleotide messenger RNA. Its product is annotated as melanin-concentrating hormone receptor 1. Gene Ontology annotation, molecular function: G protein-coupled receptor activity; neuropeptide binding. Gene Ontology annotation, biological process: neuropeptide signaling pathway. The record is from RefSeq and is a predicted model, not a curated record. Lineage: Eukaryota; Metazoa; Chordata; Lepidosauria; Squamata; Natricidae. Gene Ontology annotation, cellular component: neuron projection; plasma membrane.